Molecule: messenger RNA, 2525 nt
Organism: Dioscorea cayenensis subsp. rotundata (Guinea yam)
Lineage: Eukaryota; Viridiplantae; Streptophyta; Magnoliopsida; Dioscoreales; Dioscoreaceae
Product: L-type lectin-domain containing receptor kinase VIII.1-like
Biological process (GO): protein phosphorylation
Cellular component (GO): plasma membrane
Molecular function (GO): ATP binding; protein kinase activity; carbohydrate binding
Source: RefSeq, a predicted model, not a curated record
ACCCAAAGUCAUCAUCCACAUCCUUAUGCCUCUAUCCCCCCACCACUCCCCCUUUCCAUCUAAACAAAGCCUUCUCCAUUCCCCACCACCUCCUCCACUUCACCAACCUUCCAUCUCUCCUCCAUCCUUCAUGGCCUCCUUCUUCUCCUCCUCUUCCAUCCUUCUUCUCUAAUUCACACUAUGCCUUCUUCUCUUCUUCUCCUUCUUCUCUUCAUCCACUUCCUUCUCUUUUCUGAAGCCACUAAGUUUGAUUUAACUACACUAUCUUUAACAAGCUUAAAGCUCCUCGGUGAUGCCCAUUUGCACAAUGGCACCAUUCGCCUGUCACGUGACUUGCCCGUCCCCAACUCCGGCGCCGGCCGUGCUCUCUUCUCCGAUCCCAUUCCCCUCCGCCACCCUGUAACUCACCUUCCCCUUCCUUUCUCCACCUUCUUCUCCUUCUCCAUCACUAACCUCAACCCCUCCUCCAUCGGUGGCGGCCUUGCCUUUCUCCUCUCCCCUGACGACCACUCUCUCGGCGACUCCGGCGCCUUCUUAGGCCUUCUCAACUCCUCUUCCUCUUCCCCUUCCCCUGUUCUUGCUGUUGAAUUUGAUACUCUUAUGGAUGUCGAGUUUCAUGACAUCAAUGGCAACCACGUCGGCAUCGAUCUUGGCAGUAUGGUCUCCUCUUUGGUCACCGAUCUUGACUCCGCCGGCAUCGACUUGAAAAGCGGCGAUCUUGUUAACUCUUGGAUCGAGUUCGACGACGAUGGCGUUCUUCAGGUUUUUGUCUCUUAUUCCACUGUUCGCCCUUCCGUCCCUGCUCUCUCCUUCCCUAUCGAUCUCUCCCAGUUCGUCCAGGAUUCCAUGUUCGUCGGCUUCUCCGCUUCCACCCAAGGCAGCACCGAGAUCCACACUAUAGAAUGGUGGACCUUUUCCUCUUCAUCAUCUUCUUCUUCUUCUUCUUCUCAGCCUCCGCCGUCACCUUCGCCGCCGGUGUUUUCUUCCACUCCGAAUGUUGCUUCUCCAUCACCACCUUCACUCGCCCCUUCAAUGUCAGUCUCCGUUGCCGAGAGUCCAAAGAAUGGAACAACGACGACGACUACGACCUCAUCAUCCUGCCAAAACAACCGCCUUUGCCGCCAAGGUCCAGCGGCUGUAGCAGGCGUAGCAACGGCCGGCGUCUUCGUGGUUGCCUCUUGCGCCGGCGUCGCCUUCUGGGUCUUCGCACGAAGAUCAAAGUCUUUUCAAGAAAUGGGAGAACUUGCCGCCGCCGCUGAGAUCGUCAACGCUCCGAGAGAGUUCAGCUACAAAGAGCUCAGCGCCGCAACCCGCUCAUUCGACUCCUCCCGCAUCAUCGGCCACGGCGCCUUCGGCACCGUCUACAAAGGCAUCGUCCCUGAAACCGGUGCUCUCAUUGCCGUCAAACGCUGCAUUCACAACGACGCCAAUAGUGUUCAAGGCCGCGCUGAGUUCCUCUCCGAGCUCUCCAUCAUCGCCAGUCUCCGCCACCGGAACCUCGUCCGGCUCCAAGGCUGGUGCCAUGAGAAAGGAGAGAUCCUCUUGGUCUAUGACUAUAUGAUCCAUGGCAGCCUUGAUAAAGCUUUGUUUGAAACCAAGUCACCGGCUUUAGGAUGGCGGCACCGGAAAGAGAUCCUCACCGGCGUGGCAUCGGCGCUGGCGUACCUCCACCGCGAGUGCGAGCGCCAAGUGAUCCACCGAGACGUGAAGUCCAGCAACGUCAUGCUCGACGAGGGAUUCCGCGCGCGUCUCGGUGACUUCGGCCUCGCUCGCCAAGUCGAGCACGAUAAGUCACCGGAUGCCACCGUCACCGCCGGCACAAUGGGAUAUCUCGCGCCGGAAUACCUCCUCACUGGUCGCGCCACGGAGAAGACGGAUGUGUUCAGCUUUGGCGCUCUCGUCCUCGAGGUUGUCUCCGGCCGAAGGCCGAUCGACGGGAACGAAGGCCGGAACUUGGUUGAGUGGGUGUGGCGGCUUCACGGCGAGGGGCGAAUAAUGGCGGCCGUGGACGAGAGAAUGGGCUGCGAGUUCGAUGAAGCGGAGGUGCGGAGGGUGUUGCUCGUCGGACUGGCGUGCUCCAGCCCCGACGCCGUGGCGAGGCCGGCAAUGCGCAGCGUCGUUCAGAUGCUUUCCGGCGAAACCGAGCCACCGUUCGUCCCUGGCUCCAAGCCAUCCAUGAGCUUCAGCUCAAAUCACCACCUUCUCCUCAGCUUGCAGGACAGCGUCUCUGACUACAAUGGCUUGCUUUGCCCGCUCUCUUCUUUAUCUUCUUCAACCUCUUCUCUUCGGAGCACCGUCGCCGGCGGCGUCUCCGCCGGCGACCACUGUUGAAUAAUAAUUUAUUAGUACCAAAUGUAGAUGUAUAUAUACCUUUCUUUUUUUUUUUCUUUUUAGGUUGGAUAUUUAGUUAGUUAAUUAAUUAAUUAAUUAUUAUUUUUUCUUAUUAUUGGCAAAUGUCUAUCAAAUAACAUGAUAUUUAUUAUUAUUUUGAGGAAUAAAUGAAGUGUUACAUUGGAUUCUGGGGA